Sclerotinia sclerotiorum 1980 UF-70 is the source of this 249-nucleotide messenger RNA. RefSeq lists its product with no specific name. The record is from RefSeq and is a predicted model, not a curated record. The transcript is spliced from 2 exons. Bases 1 to 249 code for a protein of 82 amino acids. Lineage: Eukaryota; Fungi; Ascomycota; Leotiomycetes; Helotiales; Sclerotiniaceae.
AUGCCUAAACGAGGCAGCUGUCCACUCUCAGGCGCUUUACAUACAGAUGUACAGGCCAUCUCUAUCUCAUCUAAGCUGAAUCAUGCAAACACAGACCCUAGACUCCAGAUAAGCUACUCUCAGAAAGGAAGGACAGAUAGAAAGCGGGAUGUUCACAAGCAAGGUAGAGAAGUAGUAAAUAGUGGGAGAGGAAGCAACAAAGCAAGCGAGGGAGUAAAGUUUUUCAUGAAGAUGGAGCGUAGUGAAUGA